UAACCAACAAACCUCUCCCCCUGUCUCUCUCCCCAUCUCCCAUUUCCCCACUCCUCCUCCCACAAAAAAAGGGAGAAAAAACAAACACCCCACCCAGCAACACCUUACUCUCUCAAAUCAUCCGCCGGAAACGCAGCAGCCCAAUGAGCGUUCCAAGGAUUGGUAACGGUACCCAAGCUUGCGAGGCUUGCAAAUACCAACGUAGAAAAUGCGCCCCUGACUGCAUUCUCGCCCCUUAUUUUCCUCACGGUCGCCAGCGCCAGUUCCUCAACUGCCAUAAAUUGUUUGGGGUCAGCAACAUCACCAAGAUCAUCCGCAACCUCCACCCUCCUGACAAGGACGAGGCCAUGCGCACCAUCAUUUUCCAGUCUGACGUCCGCGCCUCCGACCCCGUCGGCGGUUGCUACCGUAUCAUCCGUGACCUCCAGCGCCAGAUCGAGUACACCAAGGCGGAGCUCGACCUUGUCCUCCAUCACUUGGCCAUAUGCCGCGCCACCCACCAACAGCAACAGGCCAGCAUACCGGAAUCCCCAUCGUCCAUUUCCAUUGAUCCUGAUCCUUUGAGUUCGUAUUACCAUCAUCAGCAGCAUCAUCUUCUUCAUCCCCAUCCUCAUGAUUACGUGGUGCAACAAAAGCAGAACCAGGAUAUCAAUGCAUGGGUCAUGCAUGAUGUCGAUUCUUUGCACGUAAAAGACGGCGGGUUUGUUGAUGUUGAUGAUAUUAAGCCGCUUCUUGAUAUCAAUGGGGAUGGUGAUGAUGGCGUCGAUGUCGAUCACAGAAGCGAUGAAGUGGUUUUGAAGGAAGGCAGAGGCAUACUGAAGGAAGACAAUGACUCCAUUCAACAUGCUCAAGAUCAUGAUCUAAAGGGUGCAGCUACAUUGUUUACACUCACAAACUGUAAUGCCUAAUUGAAUCUGUCAUUCUCUCUUGUAUCCCCUCUUUGUGUUAGUAUUAGAUUUAGUAAACAGAUUGCAUAAAGAGCAAUGGCCCAUCUUUAUUUGCAUUGAAAUUUUGAUUGUCUCCCUCUGAUUAUGGCUCUGAUCAUUUCAUUAUUUGAGAAAAAACCAGUCUUACAUACCUAUAAAUAUGUGGUAAAAAUGCAAUAACUCAUGAGCAUGUCCAUAAGGAAUGGAGAAACUCUUAAGUUCUACCUGUACCCAAGCAAUAUCGAUCUCUGUUCUUCAUCUAUGUCGGGAAUAUAGCCUUCUACCUCCAUUUGAAGACCUAGAUCCUUGAGGAUCCUGUAAACUUCUUCCAAUUCUGCAUGCUGGGUGUUGCCUGCUGAAAACAUGUAAACCUUCUUCUUCACCUGAAUCCAACUCUGGCCUGGGGUUUUCUUUAGACCCUUUGUCUUUGCUGAGAUUCUGACCUUUGCAGAAUCCUCCCAUCUCCCGGACGCAGCAUAAAUAUUUGAGAGCAGCAUGUAGCUCCCUGCUAUUUCUGAGUUGAGAUUAAAGAUCUGAGAGGCAGUUUCCUCUGCCACUUCUGUGUUUUUAUGCAUCCUGCAGGAGUUCAGCAGAGCUCCCCAAACACAAGCGUUGGGUUCCACUGGCAUGCUCUUCACUACCUUGCUUGCCUCCUGUAGAAGCCCAGCUCGGCCAAGAAGAUCCACCAUACAAGCAUAGUGCUCCAUCUGGGGCUCAACCCUGAACUCUUUGAUCAUCUUAUCAAAGAGUUCACGGCCCUCAGCGACAAGCCCAGCAUGACUACAUGCUGAAAGGACAGCAACAAAAGUGACCCCAUCUGGCUCAAAGCCAUCUUUAAUCAUCUGAUCAAAAGUUCUUAUAGCAUUCUCACCAAGUCCAUGUAUGCCAUACCCUGCAACCAUAGUGUUCCAAGAGAUCAAAUCCUUAUUCUCAAUUUUCUCAAAUACCAAAUUCCCUUCCUUGAAACUUCCACUUUUUGUGUACAUAUUAAUCAAUCCAUUCCCCACCAAAAUGUUUCCAUCCAUCAAAGAUCUGACUACAUGGCCAUGGAUCUCCCUACCAAGAUGCAGUGCUGCUAACUCUGCACAAACUGAUAAAACACUGGCAAUUGUCACAGAAUUUGCCUUUACUUUAGCAAGCUGCAUUCUUCGAAAGAGUUCAAGGGCCUCCUCCCCUUGUCCUUUGGAAGCAAAUCCUCCAAUGACAGCACUCCAACUUACCACAUUGGGCCUCACCAUCGGAUACUCAUCUGUCUUCUCCAGCUGCAAAAAUAUUGCAAAAGCCUCAUCACACCAACCCAAAUCUGCAUAUGAUGAUAUCAGAGCAUUCCAACUCACUAUAUUCUUGGUUUUGAUUUCUAGAAACAGAAUUCGGGCAGCAUUUACAUUUCCAUGUUUCCCAUACAGGCAUAUAAGGGAGUUUUUCACAAACAAGUAGUUUUCAAAUCCACCCUUCACAACAUAUCCAUGGAUCACCUUGCCCUCAUCAAAAGCAGCCAAAUCAACAGAGACUGAUAACACCACAGCAAGUGCUUCAGCAGUAGCCCCAAUUCCCCUCAUCCUCAUCCUACCAAACAACUCCAUUGUUUCGACAUGUUGGCCACACCGAGCAUGACUCGACAACAGGGAAGUCCAUGUCACCAAAUUGGGCUCCAGCCCUGCAGACCCCAUCAUCCGAAACAUCUCAGAAGCACCAUGACAAUCAUAAUUAAGUGCAUAACCCGAAACCAUAGUGUUCCAAGAAACACAACUCCUGACAGCCAUUCUCUCAAACACUUUGCGCGCAUCGUCCAUUCUCCCAAUCUUCCCAUACAUUCCCAUCAAUUCAUUCCCCACAUGAAGAUUCCACUGAAACCCCAUUUCCACAACAUGCCCAUGAACGCUCCUGCACAAUUUACGACUACCCAUCAAAGCGCAAGCCCUUAUAACCAAAGGAAAAGUAAACCCAUCAGCCGAAACCCCUAGCUUUCGCAUUCUACAAUAAAUUUCAAGAGCUUCUUCACAGUACCCAUGAGCCACAUUAGCCCUCAAAAUUGAAUUCCACAAAAGCAGAUUCGAAAAGCACUCAAUUGGGCUAACUUCAAACACUCUCUGGGCAUCACUGACCAGCCCAAAACCUGCAUAAACCGACACGACCCGGGCGGCCAAGAACGCAGAUCGAUGCGAGCCAGUGACGAUGAUUUGGGAGUGAAUUUGUUGGGAAAGGUGAGAUUUGGAGCAUUGUUGAAGCAAAUCAUUGAAGAAAUCAAGAACAUCAUUGUUGGGUUGGUGAUGGAUGAUUGAGAUUGAACGGCUCAGAUUUGGUAGGAAUGAGAUAGAGAUGAGGCGCCGAGAAGAACCAUGAAGCAUUGAAGGUUCAGAGGCUCAAAUUUUUGAAGCCGUCAGUCAUCAGAUUUGGCGCCAAAUACAAUAACAGGGGAAAUAGGCUAAAAGCUUUUAAAAGCACAUUUUAGGCUUUAGAGGUGUUUGGUUACAUAGAAA
Vitis vinifera (wine grape) is the source of this 3406-nucleotide messenger RNA. Its product is annotated as LOB domain-containing protein 22. The coding region runs from base 144 to 908 and encodes 254 amino acids. NCBI's taxonomy places the organism in Eukaryota, Viridiplantae, Streptophyta, Magnoliopsida, Vitales, Vitaceae. The record is from RefSeq and is a predicted model, not a curated record. The transcript is spliced from 2 exons.